This is a messenger RNA of Necator americanus (New World hookworm), 618 nucleotides long. RefSeq lists its product as uncharacterized. The transcript has 3 exons. The record is from RefSeq and is a predicted model, not a curated record. The coding region runs from base 1 to 618 and encodes 205 amino acids. Lineage: Eukaryota; Metazoa; Nematoda; Chromadorea; Rhabditida; Ancylostomatidae.
AUGGCUGAACCACACUUGCCGUGGACUCGAGUUCAUGCUGAUUUCGAUCUCAUGAUGGAAGGACAAUACUAUCUACUUAUCAUGGAUCACUACUUCAAGUGGCCGGAAAUCAAAUCCAGAGACGCUUGUCACGGACAACGGAACGCAGUUCACGUCGUCUCAAUUCACUUCAUUCUGCCGUUUUCGAGGAAUCUUGCACAUUCGCACGCCGCCGUUCCAUCCACAAAGCAACGAACAAGCAGAACGUUUUGUGGGCAUCUUCAAAAGAGGACUUGCCAAGCCGAAGAUGGAGGAACCAACAACGACGCACUACAGACGUUUAUGAUGGCAUAUCGCUCCACUUCCACCUCGUCUGCACCUGACCAGCGUUCACCUGCCGAAGCCUUCCUAGGACGCCAAACUCGAACGAAACUCGAUCUAGUGUUACCUUCUAAGAGAUCUCAGAAACGUGUUGGAAACACAACCUACACUGUUCGCUGUGGAAACGAAGUAUGGGCUCGACACGUAGACCAGUUGCGAUCCAGGAUCGCCACAACUGCAACUAACAAUUUCUUGGAUGUGUUCGACCUACCACUCGACUCCGCGAGCAAAGACGGUGGUGCCAUGCCGACUAGCUAG